Molecule: messenger RNA, 186 nt
Organism: Marchantia polymorpha subsp. ruderalis
Lineage: Eukaryota; Viridiplantae; Streptophyta; Marchantiopsida; Marchantiales; Marchantiaceae
Source: the annotation of a GenBank genome assembly
AUGAACACGCACCAAGAAACAAGGCUUCAGAGCUUGGAUGAAUACACGAGGCAGGUCAAAGUAUAUGACGCAACUUCAUCUUCUUGGUUUGAACAAGCUUCUGAGUAUUGGAAUCAAGCUAUUUUACUUGCUCCAAGUAAUUAUAUUGAAGCACAUAAUUGGUUAAAAAUGACAGGAGGUUUUUAA